AUGGACAACAUCUUGGAGAUUCUACAGACCAUUCAUAUUGGUGCAGUUGUUGCAACUUUCCUUUUAAACACUGGACGUAUUAUAAGAGCAGUAGACAUCUUUAACGAAUGUUUGGUGCUCCUUAACGGUAAAGCCCUAGAGACAAUCAAAGAACUUACCAUACCACUUCUUAUCUAUGUAUACCGUAAGCUUCUUGAUGGCUAUACUCUUGUGUACGAUCACACCCGUGCGAUAGAAUGUGGUAAAAGGCUUUUAAUGACACUACACAAUGGUACAAGUGGCCAAAAAGAAGUAGAAGGGAUGACAUUACUUAAACUAGCGAAAAUCUACUAUCAAACAAGCAAAUACGAGGAAGCAAAACAGUUUUACAAGAGAGCACUCAGCAUCAUGAUCGAGGUUGGAGAUAAUGACGGAGUUGGAACAUGUUACGGGAAUCUAGGAACUGUGUUUUAUCAUGUUGGUCAAUAUACCAAGGCUGAAGAAUACCUUCAAAAAGCACUAGUGAUCAGCAAAGAAAUCGGUGACAAAGAAGGAGAAGCAGCAGAUUACGGAAAUCUAGGAACUGUGUUUCAAUCUGUUGGUCAAUAUAUCAAGGCUGAAGAAUACUAUCAAAAAGCACUAGUGAUCACGAAAGAAAUCGGUGACAAAGAAGGAGAAGCAUCUGCUUACGGAAAUCUAGGAACUGUGUUUCAAUCUGUUGGUCAAUAUACCAAGGCUGAAGAAUACCUUCAAAAAGCACUAGUGAUCAGGAAAGAAAUCGGUGACAAAAAAGGAGAAGCAUCUGCUUACGGAAAUCUAGGAACUGUGUUUCAAUCUGUUGGUCAAUAUACCAAGGCUGAAGAAUACCUUCAAAAAGCACUAGUGAUCAAUAAAGAAAUCGGUGACAAAGAAGGAGAAGCAUCUGCUAACGGAAAUCUAGGAACUGUGUUCCAAUCUGUUGGUCAAUAUACCAAGGCUGAAGAAUACCUUCAAAAAGCACUAGUGAUCAAGAAAGAAAUCGGUGACAAAGAAGGAGAAGCAUCAGCUUACGGAAAUCUAGGAACUGUGUUUAAAUCUGUUGGUCAAUAUACCAAGGCUGAAGAAUACCUUCAAAAAGCACUAGUGAUCAGGAAAGAAAUCGGUGACAAAAAAGGAGAAGCAGCAGAUUACGGAAAUCUAGGAACUGUGUUUAAAUCUGUUGGUCAAUAUACCAAGGCUGAAGAAUACCUUCAAAAAGCACUAGUGAUCAGGAAAGAAAUCGGUGACAAAGAAAGAGAAGCAGCAGAUUACGGAAAUCUAGGAACUGUGUUUCAAUCUGUUGGUCAAUAUACCAAGGCUGAAGAAUACCUUCAAAAAGCACUAGUGAUCAAGAAAGAAAUCGGUGACAAAAAAGGAGAAGCAUCUGCUAACGGAAAUCUAGGAACUGUGUUUAAAUCUGUUGGUCAAUAUACCAAGGCUGAAGAAUACCUUCAAAAAGCACUAGUGAUCAGGAAAGAAAUCGGUGACAAAGAAGGAGAAGCAUCUGCUUACGGAAAUCUAGGAACUGUGUUUCAAUCUGUUGGUCAAUAUACCAAGGCUGAAGAAUACCUUCAAAAAGCACUAGUGAUCAAGAAAGAAAUCGGUGACAAAAAAGGAGAAGCAUCUGCUUACGGAAAUCUAGGAACUGUGUUUAAAUCUGUUGGUCAAUAUACCAAGGCUGAAGAAUACUAUCAAAAAGCACUAGUGAUCGAGAAGGAAAUCGGUGACAAAAAAGGAGAAGCAGCAGAUUACGGAAAUCUAGGAACUGUGUUUCAAUCUGUUGGUCAGUAUACCAAGGCUGAAGAAUACCUUCAAAAAGCACUAGUGAUCAUGAAAGAAAUCGGUGACAAAGAAGGAGAAGCAUCUGCUUACGGAAAUCUAGGAACUGUGUUUCAAUCUGUUGGUCAAUAUACCAAGGCUGAAGAAUACUAUCAAAAAGCACUAGUGAUCAGGAAAGAAAUCGGUGACAAAAAAGGAGAAGCAGCAGAUUACGGAAAUCUAGGAACUGUGUUUCUUUCUGUUGGUCAGUAUACCAAGGCUGAAGAAUACUAUCAAAAAGCACUAGUGAUCGGGAAAGAAAUCGGUGACAAAGAAGGAGAAGCAUCUGCUUACGGAAAUCUAGGAACUGUGUUUCAAUCUGUUGGUCAAUAUACCAAGGCUGAAGAAUACCUUCAAAAAGCACUAGUGAUCAGGAAAGAAAUCGGUGACAAAGCUGGUGUUGGAGCUUCAUACUUAAAUCUGGGAAAACUUUGUCGAGAAUUUCAACUUACUGCAAAGAGUCAAGAAUUUGCCAAUAAAGCACUUGAGAUAAGUUACGAAAUAGGGGACAUUGAAAUGCAGUUUGAAAGCCACCUUUCCAUUGCUCUGAAUGAGUUAGUGGCAGGAGGAAGCAUGACUGAACUUCUGCGAAAUCUGCAUGAAAGCAUUCAGAAGUGCGAAGAAAUGCAUGAUUUUUUAAGAGGGAAGGAUCAAUUCAAAAUUUCUUUUUUUGACGAGCAUGUGUCCCCUUACCUUUUUCUUUGUAGUUUGUUAAUUGCUACAGGCAGUUAUUAUGAAGCUCUUUACGUUGCCGAGCUUGGACGAUCCAGAGCACUAACAGACGCACUUUCAGAUAAGUACUUUGUGGAAAAAGGGGUAUCAGUCGACCAACAGUCAUGGAUUGGUAUAGAGAACAUUAUGAACAAAAAUUCACUUAGUUCUUGUCUUUAUGUUUCCUGCUUCGGUGAUAAUAUGUACUCUUGGAUCCUCAAGCCAAACAAAAUGAUAGUUUUUCGACAAACGAGACUCAAAGAAAGUGCACAUAAAGCGUUUGGAAAUCAGACAUUUGGUGGCUCUCUUGAUUUACGUCAAGACCAAUGCGAAGAUCGAUCAUUAUUUUCAUGUGUAAGUUCCCCGCUAUCUUGCAAACUAUCUCAGAGUGACAGCUUCGAAUCUUUGCGUCUUAUCGAAGAAGAGGAAGACGAAAAUCAAGACUCUAAACCUUUAACCCUUGCUGUUGGUUACACCAUGAUAGUCGCUCCUGUAGCUGACUUACUCCAAGAAUCAGAAAUCAUUAUUAUACCGGAUAACUUGUUGUAUCCUAUUCCUUUUGCUGCUUUAAAGGAUGGCAAUGGAAAGUAUUUAUCAGAUACUUUCAGGAUUCGCAUUGUCCCUUCCUUGACGACUCUUAAGUUGAUUCAGCUCAGUCCAGCAGACUACCAUAGUAAAACCGGUGCGCUGAUCGUAGGGGAGCCAGACGUUAGUGAUGUAUACUACCAAGGAAAGAUUCUACAGUUACAGCCACUGCCUGGGGCGAGAAAGGAAGCAAAGAUGAUUGGGCGACUGCUCGGUGUUCCACCGUUGCUUGGAAAGGAUGCAACUAAGCAGGCAGUCCUGGAAAGCAUGCAUUCAGUGAGUCUCAUUCACUUCGCUGCUCAUGGUAAUGCCGAACGUGGAGAAAUAGCUCUUUCCCCUAUAAGCUCCUGCGGAACUCCACACGAAGAAAACUACUUAUUAACGAUGGCUGAAAUUUCACAAGUUCGACUAACAGCCAAGCUGGUUGUCCUUAGCUGCUGUCAUAGUGCAAGUGGUCAGAUUAGAGCUGAGGGAAUUGUUGGAAUCGCUCGAGCAUUUCUAGCAUCAGGUGCACGCGCCGUGCUGGCGGCACUGUGGGCUAUAGAGGACAAAGCUACCAUGUGGUUUAUGAGUCAUUUCUACGAGCACCUUGUCCGUGGUGAAAGUGCCAGUGAAUCUCUUCAUCAGGCCAUGAAGUCGAUGAGAGAGGCUCGCUUUUCUGACGUCAAGCAGUGGGCACCCUUUAUGCUGAUUGGAGAUGAUGUGACAUUCAAAGGUUUGUAUUUGAAAUCAUUUUUAGGUUUUUUUAGUUAUCUUAGUCAAAAUUUGUGAAAUUGAUGUUCGUGAUACUACGCAUCAUUUUGAAAAAUAUUAUGAAGGGAGUUAUACUGAGUUUUCGUAGUUUUUUUUUUUUAUUUAUUGUCUUUUCCAACCCUGGUUAUGGAAGUGAGGUGACUGGAGAGAAGGCCGAAUUUAAUUAUUUUCCGAUUUUUAUGGAAUAUUUCGUAAAGCAUGCUCGGAUCUCUAACUAACUAAAGUUAAAAUGUAAAAAACGAUAUUUGAGAUUCCAAAGAGCAUACGAAAACAAUUUAUUAAUAUAUUACAGAGAAGAGAAGGAAGUGUUAAACACACUUUUUCUUGAGGGUGUACCUGAUGAAAGACAAAAUGUAGCCUGUUCCAGGUUCCGCGACUGAGUCGCUCCGUACGCCUUUCACCGCUUCAUCCCUACUAUCUGAGAGCCUGGAACAGGCUAAAAAAAAGCUGCUAAUAUUUUUAGUCUUAAAAAGAUUCAUCCUCAGGGAACCAGAGAUAGCGCAGAUGGUAUACGUACUAAUUACCGGUGGGCAAGAGUUUAAAAGCAGACGGGAAGAUUCCCUGGGUCCUUAAUCUAGCCUAAGCAGCUGCAGGAGCAUUCGAUUUUGCAACUUCUAUUUUAUACAGGUGUUUUUCUGGCAAAUGAGCUAAAAGCAACUCCCUUGUCGAUUUCGUGUGUUCUUAAAAGGAGGUCAUUUUCGACAUCAAUCGCCUCGUUUAUGAUGCUUGUUCCCCGGAGAAGUCGAAAGAUUUAAUAUACCCCCAAGAAAGUAUUCCAUUCGAUUUGACUGGGGUUUACAAUACGUUUUUCUUUAGUUCUCUUCGUGGUCGCGAUUUUGUACCAGAGGAGAUGGCUGAUAUUCUGGGCAACCAUUGCACAGGCUGCUCGGGCUGCUCGGGCGGCAAUGGAUAGCACGGUUGGCUUGAUAUCAAUCUCCUGCUUGAAGCUAUAAUCUGAUCAGUAUAAAAACAGCAAACGAAUCCAAGGAAUUUGAAAUAAAGUAAAAUAUCCUCACUGCAUACAUAAUUGCCUGGAGACGCGGGAAUUAAGUAACUCUUUUAAAUUCCGUGGUGUUGGGCCUGCGUGCUCGUGGCACGAUGCAUUGCAGGCCUUAGUUAGAAUUGCUUAGUUUUUGCCCGCCUCUUGGCUAGUUCAACGGGGUUCAGUGGAAGUGACUUAGAAGUUUCGUCCCUCCCACCUCCCCUGGUGGCGGUUGACGUCGCUUACUCUCAUUAUUCGGCAUGCCUAUUAUUCUGGCAGUCGCGGCAGUCGCGGUUGCCUCCCUUAACUUAGCUCCCCGUGUCGGAACAAUAGGUAUGCAGUGCGAAUAUUAUACGAAUCACAUUUAAGCUGAAAGUGAUACAAUAUGACUUUACUGAAUUUUUAGCAUAUAAAUGAUUCCUCAAAAUGUAAAGGUUUUGUUAUUUGUUUGACUUUGAAAAAAUCUGUGCCAGAUAUUUAGGUAAAACAUUUAGCGCAACGAGCAACAGAAGCAUGUUGAUCGAUGGCUAAAAAAAAUCGUGCAAAGAAUACAUACGAAAGGGAACCGUCAUGAUUGUUUUUUUUUUUUUAUUUCUAUCGCAGGUGUAUUUGAUAAGAGCAGUUUGAAAGAUGGCGAAGGUGCAACGGAAACAAAGAACUUGUAAACUGAGAGGAAACAUGUUCAAGUUGACAACUACUGUCACAGCUGUACAUAAAUGUAUAUACCUAGGAUCUCAAUGAAGUAGUCUUGUCUGAGACCUCAAAGUGAACAGGUGAUAAUUGUACUUUUUAAAGCAGGCGCCAUUUUGAUACGUUACAGGGGAAGGUGAAGCAUGAGCUGAGCGUGGAGCACAAGGAGAAGGGAUAGCCAGGACCAGUUAGUCGUCCUCAUAGUGGAGACGUCAAAGUUGUAUAGACCUUCUGAACCUAUGUCUACUAUAUUAGGGCUUCUUUCGUUCCACGUGACUUCUGCUACUCUCGUCAAGGCCUGCCCUUCAAUUUAUGCUUGCUUCAAAUAAGCUCAAUCACUUACAUGCCUUACAUCAACACGAGUAUUACUUUGGUUUCAUAAACUUUGUAAAUGUACUGAUCUUGACAAACGUGAUGAAAUGCCAAAUAGAUAUUUAAGUUAUAUUAUGAUUUUACUCCGUUAGUUCUGUCACACCAUCAAUGGUCAAAGGCCUUGGAUGAGGGCAAACAGGUGGACGUCGUUUUCCUGAACUUUGCAAAGGCUUUUGACAGAGUGGCACAUAAUAUCCUGCUGCAAAAAAUUUGUAAUUUUGGUAUCUCCGGUGCGCUUUGAAUUUAUGUAAGGAUUAUCUCACCAGAGAGUUGUCAUAGAAGGAAUAAAUUCUACAUGGUGUGCUAUUCCAUCGGGCGUACCUCAGGGCUCCUUAUUGGGCCUUUUGUUCUUUGUAAUUUUCAUUAGUGAUUUGCCUGAAGUAGUAAUGCCCGGAAACUGUGUUUCAUUAUAUGCUGACGACUGCAAAAAACUGUCCAGCUGAUCAUUCCGUAUUUCAGUCAGAUCUCGACAAUUUAUAUGCAUGGAGUCAACAAAACCUCAUGGAGUUUAAAGUGAAGAAAUGUAAACUAAUGCAUAUCACUAAAAGGAAAACACCUAUUCCCUCUGACUUACACUUAAAUAAUAGGGACCUUAAGAAAGACGACCACGACGGCAGUG
This is a messenger RNA of Porites lobata, 6527 nucleotides long. Lineage: Eukaryota; Metazoa; Cnidaria; Anthozoa; Scleractinia; Poritidae. The record is from the annotation of a GenBank genome assembly.